This is a messenger RNA of Dryobates pubescens (Downy woodpecker), 858 nucleotides long. It is a transcript of the gene CELA3B, whose product is annotated as chymotrypsin like elastase 3B. The record is from RefSeq and is a predicted model, not a curated record. The transcript is spliced from 9 exons. Lineage: Eukaryota; Metazoa; Chordata; Aves; Piciformes; Picidae. Bases 1 to 798 code for a protein of 265 amino acids. Gene Ontology annotation, biological process: proteolysis. Gene Ontology annotation, molecular function: serine-type endopeptidase activity.
AUGCUGAGCUUCCUCCUGCUGCUGGUGGCCGGCGGGUGCUGGGCUGCCGUGCUGCCCAACUCCCGGGUGGUCAAUGGGGAGGACGCUGUGCCCUACAGCUGGCCCUGGCAGAUCUCUCUGCAGUACGAGCGCGAUGGCAGCUACCGGCACACCUGCGGGGGCACCCUGAUCGCCCCCAACUGGGUGAUGACCGCCGCACACUGCAUCUCCUCCACGCUCACCUACCAGGUGGUGCUGGGCGAGUACGACAUGGGCACUGCAGAGGGUCCUGAGCAGGCCAUCCCCGUGGCCUCUGACGACAUCUUCGUUCACCCCCAAUGGCGAAGCUACUGCGUGGCCUGCGGCAAUGACAUCGCCCUGCUGAAGCUGCAGCGCCCGGCCGUGCUCAGCACCCAGGUGCAGGUGGGGCACCUGCCCCCGCCGGGCACCGUGCUGCCCGACGGCUACCCCUGCUACCUGAGCGGCUGGGGGCGGCUCUCCACGGGGGGCCCUCUGCCCGACCGGCUGCAGCAGGCCCUGCUGCCCGUGGUGAGCUUCGAGCGCUGCACGCAGCCGGACUGGUGGGGAGCGCUCUCCAUCCGCCGCACCAUGAUCUGCGCCGGCGGCGCCGAGCGGGCAGGCUGCAACGGCGACUCCGGAGGGCCCCUGAACUGCCAGGCUGAGGAUGGCACCUGGGAGGUGCAUGGCAUCGCCAGCUUCGUCUCCGGGCUGGGCUGCAACGCCGAGAAGAAGCCAACAGUCUUCACCCGGGUGUCUGCCUUCGAGGACUGGAUCCACGAGGUCAUGAGCCAGCACUGAGCGUGGCAGCGGCAACGGUGAGCUCCCAGCGUGGCAUCAGGCAAAUAAACCACAGCUGUG